AUGAACACCAUCAACAACAACAAUAAAAAUAAUAACCAAGAACAAGAACAAGAACUACAACAAAAACAAACUAAAAUAGAAAAUAAUAAUAACAAUCAUAAUAAUAAUAAUAAUUUAGAGAAUAUAAUCUUCAUUUCAAGUGUAUUUAAAAAUAAAUUAUUAUUCAAGAAUAUAUUAAAGUAUUGCAAGGUGCAAUACAAGUUACCAUUGUGUCAGAUAAGACAUGCCAUCAAACAACAACACCAUCAAUCCAACCAACAACAACCACGCCAUCGAGAAAAGAAGAGGUCCAAUACAGAGGAGAGAAAGCCGUCCAAGCUAGGAUUCAAAUACACAAGUUGUCAGUCGUACGAUGACUGGUUCUCACUCGAGAUGAUAUCGAUCAAUGGGUAUUAUGGACUGCUCAAAGACCGUCUGUUGGCGGGCCGACCACUCUUUAUUGACCAAGACGGUGUCAUAGAGUUUCUGGCCACCAACACUGACGCCGAUCUAUUCUUUUUGCUCUACAACCGAUACGCUAGCAAGUUUGUAGGACCACAUGUAAUCAUGUCGGCGUGCGAAGCGGGUGUACUAGAUAUUGUUAGGACACUAGUUGACAAUCUCAAACCCGACGCAACCUCGUUAUUCAACGCACUCAAGAAUGCAGUUCAAUGCGGUCAUUUGGAUGUAGUCGAGUUGUUGUUUGCAACCAAUCCAUCAAUUACCAACCACAACACUGAUCAAGAGUUGUCGUAUCUUUUUGCCAGUGCCAUAAGCUGUAAUGCUGACACAUCCAUUUUAAAGAGUCUCCUCAAACACGUUCUACGUAAUUCAGUACUGCCGCCAACUAUAUAUCGACACAUAUCAGCGAUUGGAUUACAAGCUACAUGUCUCAUUGCAGGUGAGGUGGUUGAUAUUGCACCACUUUUUAAUCAACAUUAUAGUAGUAGCACAACAAAUCAAACUAGUUUGAUCAAUAGUAAUAGCGUUUCAAUUGAUUUGGCAUUAUCAUAUGUUCGUCUACUUCGAUACCAUCACACCAUUCCAAGACAACUCUCCAUCCUUUCACAAUUGCUAAUGCAUUCUCAAAUACCAAUCAUGUUUCAACUCAACACUCCACCACCAGUGUGGACAAGCAGUGACGAUAUUGUCCAACACUCUUGUCGUCAACUCGCACACGAUGUACCCAUCUUUUCAACAUUGUCACCUACCCAACAAGAACUUUUAAACUUGCACAACAUUAUAAAGAAAUCGUUAAAGCUCGAUAUUCUUUUGGAUGAUUGUCUGGUCGAUGGAGACACUAUCCUCUUGGACUAUUUAUUGGCAACCUAUGGUAUAAAAGAGGUUGCCGAAAAGAUAAGUCAAUAUGGUACCAUGAAUCAGAUGAUUCGUGCCAUCGAGCUCUACGAACAAGCACCCUGUCUCAAACAAUUUGAAAUGUCACAUUUUGAAGAUGAUGGUCCCAACAAUAUAUUUUCACAAACACACUUGAAUAGUGCCAUUCUUAGGUCGGAUAUAGAAUUGACCAAAUAUAUUCAUAGUCAUUUAAUUAAAAAUGAUUCAUUUUCAACUCAAGAUAUCAUUUUAAUUCAUUCAAAAAGAGAUACUCAAAAUAAUCAAAAUAAUAAUAAUAGUAAAACAAUUAAACAAAAACAAAAAAGAAUAGGAUUGGAAAUGAUAAAAUUGGUGAUGGAAAUUGAUCAAGGUAGUACACUUAGAUUUAAACAUCUUACCAAUUACCUAUUAUCUAAAAAGGCAAAGAAUUAUGUAAUGUCGUUUGGAGCGACUGCCACUUCUGGAGUGAUUGAUGCUUGUUGGAGUGACGAUCGUGGUAAAAUGGCGACCUAUUUACAAUCGGAACAAUUGAUAGAAGAGCCUUGGAUGGAUAUUAUAUUCAAGAAUGCUUCCAUGGGAAUGGUCGAUGAUUUACUCAAUGGCAAGAUACACUCGAAUUUUGCAGACCCUGCAAAUAAUGGCUUGGCAAAGAUAAAAAUACAGAGUCGCUCACCUUGGAGAGUUGCUGCUGAAAUUGGAGAUAUUCAGUACCUCGAGUUGGUUGAUCGUUUUUCAAGCAACAAAAACAAAGGAUAUGAAGAGGUAAUGGCCAUUGCCUCACGGAUGGGUCGUUUAAAGAUAAUGGAAUACAUUGGUGAAAAAAUCCAAGCCUCGAGGUCUAUUAAAAUGAUUCUUAUGCAACCUGUCAUUCGAUUCAGUCAUCAACAUAUUUUAGAUUAUUAUUUUGAAUGGCAUCCUCUUUUUAGUGGUUUGGGUGGAGGUGGCGGCGGUCUCUCUCCAUCAACAUCAACCGAGUUUAUAAGUACAGGAUCCUCAAAUAAUAGCGGAAAUAAUAGUGGAAACAGUUCUUCUUCAUCUUCUUCUUCAUCCUCUACUACCACUACCACUACUACGGUACCAUCUCUAACAUCAUCGACAGACGAUAUCAAAUUUAAUAGUCAUCAAUUUGAUACCAAACAUUUUGUAAACAGUAAAAAGAAAUCAUUAAACAAGGAAAACUUGCUUCGAGCAGCCAUUGAAACAAACAAUGUCGAUAUGUUGCGUUACCUAGUCAUCAAGUUAUCCCAAGGAAAAUUAACCGUCGAUUCAAAGGCCAAAAAGAUUGACAAAAAGGUUGUUAAAACAAUCAGAGGAUAUUACGAUUACGCGCUCUUACCAAACAACACCGAGGUGAAUGAAAUGACAGUGUACCUUAAAAAGAUUAAAUUAAUCAAAGACCAAAGUGCAAUCAAAAAAUUCUUUCUCCGUAUAACCUUUGCUGCUGCUGAUUAA
This is a messenger RNA of Cavenderia fasciculata, 2766 nucleotides long. RefSeq lists its product as uncharacterized. Bases 1 to 2766 code for a protein of 921 amino acids. Gene Ontology annotation, molecular function: protein binding. The transcript has a single exon. The record is from RefSeq and is a predicted model, not a curated record. NCBI's taxonomy places the organism in Eukaryota, Evosea, Eumycetozoa, Acytosteliales, Cavenderiaceae.